UACCAGAGCUCUUUAGAAUAUAAUAUAUCAGCCCUGUCUCUACUGUCUUCUUUUUUGUUUGUAUAGUUUCUAUUUCUCUCAGGGUCUCUACUGUCUUCCCUAGCUAGCUAGUUCCUACUCUGUUCUACUGCAUUCACCCAACUUUGACUUGAAGCAAGCUACAAUAUCUAUCGUUUUAUCUCAGGCUCCUCUACCUCCAGUAUUUGAUCGGAGCAGCGUUCAAGUCCAUAUAUGGCGGAAAAAGUGCCACGCGUGCCCACCAAUGAGGACACAGUUGCGAGCAUGAGCAAAGCGGCUGACCACCCCAAAGCCCUCGUAAGACCGCUGCGUUCUGCUUUGACGGAUUUAGAAUUUCCAACCACGGAUGGCGAUGAAGAUUCAUAUAUGGCGGACGAAUUAGCGUCUGACCACCGCGAAAUAAGGGAUCUAAAAUUCCCCCUGAGGCAAAUAUAGACUUUGGUCACCAUAAAAUGAGGGAGGCACUGAAUCUGAAUGUAACAGAACCAUUCGAUCAAAGACUGGUUGAGCAAAUAGGUGGCGAUGAAGGUUCAAGUAGCUUGCGCUUGUUCCUUCAGUUGUACGGCUACGCAACUCAGGGAAAGAUAGAUAGCUUUAAGGACACCAUUGAAAGGAAGCUUGAGGCCGAUAAAGCACAUGAUCCCAAUGCUAGAGUUUGGCUUCUGUCUGGCCUAAGCCCCCAUAAGAACACACUCCUUCACAUAGCUGCGAGCUUCGGCCAUGCGAAACUAGCAGCCGAGAUCCUAGACCUUCACAAGCCCCUUUUGUUUGAGAAAAACUUUGACGGAGACACUGCCCUCCAUAUUGCGGCCAAAACCGGGGAAUUAGAUACCACAAACACUCUUCUCCGUGAAGCCCGAGGCGUUGAUAAUAAUGAUCAUGAUGUAUCCAGGUUGCUGAAAUCGGUGAAUGUUGAGAUGAACACUCCCUUGCACGAGGCCCUGAUUCAUGGUCACCAAGAAGUAGCAAAGUGUUUGAUCGAGGCCAAUUCUGCCUUCCCUUUUGAUUAUAAUAACGAACAAAAGUCCUCUUUGUAUCUGGCCGCUGAGGAAGGGUAUGUUGAGAUCGUGAAGCUACUAAACAAAAGAGUUGAGCCAAAGACAGAAGUUCGUGUCCCUGGCAAGUCCCCGUUGCAUGGUGCAAUUCUAGGCCGCCGGAACAAAGAACUCUUAGAGAUAAUAUCAAGUAUGGAGGAAACGUUUAAGAGCCCAAAAGAUGAGGAAGGGAGGACUCCACUACAUUGUGCAGCAUCAAUUGGUUAUCUGGAAGGGGUUCGUUUCUUAUUAGAAAGACACCUCUCCGAUUCUCAACAGGUGGAUCAUGGUGGCAACUUUCCAAUCCAUUCAGCAUCAAGCAAAGGUCAUGUCAAUAUUGUUAAAGAGCUGCUUCGACAUUGUCCCGAUUCAAAGGAAUUGAAGAACUGUAAUGGCGAAAAUAUACUCCAUGUUGCAGCAAGAUGCGGCAAAGACAAUCUUGUCAAAUAUUUUCUCAAAAAGGGUGAGUUUCAAAUGUUGAUAAACCAAAAAGACAUGAAAGGAAAUACUCCUAUACAUUUGGCGGCGAUGCACCACCAUCCCAAGGUUGUCUACAGAUUGGCUUGGGAUACAAGGACAAACAUAAAGCUCUUGAAUGGUGGCGACAUGACAGCUCUUGACAUUACAGAAAGCACAUCGGAAACUAUUGCAUCAUAUCGUGGGGUAAGUUAGCACUAUAUCUACUUUUAUGACAUUACUGAUGAUGAUGAUUUUGGCUAUCAUUUCUAAGGGCAGUAUCCUUGUUCUAUUUAGUGUGUUGGGAACAAGUGCGCAUGAAUUCCAGUUUGGUAUAUUCUCAAAGAAAUUGAACAGACAACUAAAAGGAGUAAAAACUUGUCCUUGUAUGUGGAUUAGGUUAAAACUAAAAGAAAUUGAACAGACAACUAAAAGAAAUUGAACAGACAAAAUGGUAAAAACUUGGACAAUUUGAUGCUGAAAAAACUGAUGUAUCUAAAAGGGUGUCAGAUAAGAAAAAUACUUGUAAGUGAAUUAGUAGCUGCAUAACCAAGAGAGGCACAUGUCCAGCCUCUAAGGGCGGAUGCACAGAGGGCCAAAUAUGGUCAAGCGACCCCGUGAACUCCAUAAAUUUUCUCUACAAGCUCUGUCGGUGACCCCUUGAAAGUGGCCACCAACUGCUCGAC
Messenger RNA from Prunus avium (sweet cherry), 2194 nucleotides. Its product is annotated as protein ACCELERATED CELL DEATH 6-like. Gene Ontology annotation, molecular function: protein binding. NCBI's taxonomy places the organism in Eukaryota, Viridiplantae, Streptophyta, Magnoliopsida, Rosales, Rosaceae. The record is from RefSeq and is a predicted model, not a curated record.